UCUGCUGGACCACCGAGGAUAGCGCGCGACCUUGGGGACGUUGUCAUGGAUUUGACGCGGUUGGCUGUGGAUGCUGGUCAGUUCAUCAACCGGGCUGUUCAGUACACGGAGGAGAGUCUUGGCCAUGCGGACAAGACAGAGUUGGACCCCGGGCUAGAGGAGCUCUUUUCCCGGGCAGACUCCACCAAGACCUGCACAGAUAAAAUAAUCUCCCAGACGGAGGUUUUACUUCAGCCCAAUGCCGGAAUGCGGUUAGAGGACCGGCUGUAUGAGCAUCUGGAUUGGAGCGUCCCCCCUCGUCCUCGUGCACAUGAAUUACUUGGAGACCAAAUGAUCCAGGCUGGGAUGGAAAUGGGGUCCAACACACCCUAUGGAACUGCACUGCUCAGGUGUGGAGAGGCUCAGAAGCAGCUUGGCGAGGCGGAGAGGAAGUUUGCCCAAAGCACUAACAUCCACUUUCUCACCCCUCUGAAGCGUUUCACUGAGGGGAAACAGGCCAUGAGGAUGAGCAUAGCCAAGACCAGACUGAGAAAAGCCCACGACGCCGACCAAGAAGGCAGAAACCUGAAUGCCAACCCGCUGGAAGACGACUACCUGUCCCAUGUCUCUUUCAUGUUCAGCUUCCUGCGUGUUAAAUGGCUAAAGAUGUGGGCCCAGGAAAUCUCUCAGGCAGAGAUGGAGCAGAGGAUCUGUCAGAGCCUUUUCGAUCGACAGUCGGAAAUCGCAAGACAAGUUGUGGAAGGAAUCAGCCACACUCAUACCAACCACAUGCGGAGCCUGACUGACUUUGUGGAGGCGCAGGCUUGUUAUUUCGACCAGUGCAACCAACAGGCUCAGGAGCUUCAGAAGCAGCUGGCCAGCAUUACAGCAGUCCUCUGGUCCAAUAACUGGCAGUCAGCUAUUAGUAAUGAAGUCAAUCAGCCUUCUACCAGCAACCAUGUAGCCAAUGGGUUAAAUCAGGUCACUCCCAUUCCCAUAGUCAUCCACCAAGUUCCAGACUUCAACCAGGAUUCAUGGACUACAAAUCCACCGGCCGCAACUGAAAAACCAAAAGAUUCCUCUGUAACCACACAGCUAAAUAACAACAACAACAACAACAACAACAACAGCAACAACAACGAAAACAACUUCUUUUCUGAUGGCCAGGCAACCACCCGCUGUUUAGCGGUCAACCAAGCAUUGUAUCCUGUCUGUUCAUCAUAUUUGGACAGUCCCCAAACAGAUCAGAUAACAGCAGUUAGCAUAACAGCCAGCGCAGGAACCAACAGCGCAACAGCAGCAAUACCCAGUGGUGCAGGUAGUCUGACAACAACAACAACAACAACAACAACAGCAGCAGAUUCCCCACCUUCUGAACUCAGCGGAACCUCAACCUCAGUAGCCAGUGAGACCAUAACAACCGAAGACAUUGCUGUAGAGUAG
Etheostoma spectabile (orangethroat darter) is the source of this 1422-nucleotide messenger RNA. RefSeq names its product endophilin-B1. The record is from RefSeq and is a predicted model, not a curated record. The transcript has 11 exons. Gene Ontology annotation, molecular function: protein binding. Lineage: Eukaryota; Metazoa; Chordata; Actinopteri; Perciformes; Percidae. The annotation marks the transcript as partial. Gene Ontology annotation, cellular component: cytoplasm.